AUGAAAAAAACUUAGGGAAAUGGCUUUAGAGUGACUAAUAGCUCAUCAAAAAUAAAAAAGGCAGGAGAGAUAUUAGCAUCCUUAUAGAAUAGUAUCAAGUGUAAGUCUUAUACUCCGUAACACAGAACAAUAAAAUAAAUGACUCACUAUCCUUUAAGGACUUAAGUUAAUUAAAAUACAAAUCCUCUUGUUUAAGCUCGAAAUGUAUUUAAUCGUUAGACCAGUAUAAAUUGUUAAUAAAGACCUUCAUUAUUAUCAGUGAUUACUUCAGAGAGUAACGUAAGUGCUGAUGAGGAAUAUGAAAUUUGGGAUAAUAAUUAAGAUUUGCGAAUAAAGAAAAUGACAAUGGAAGAAUCUAAACCUUCUGUUGGAUAAUUUUUAUAAUUAUACAAAGCGAGAUUUGGGUAUGAUAUAUAGAAAAUAAAAGAGGUUUCCCAGGACAAUAAUAAUCAAUAAAAAAUGAAGAAGUAAUCAAAGUCGCUGUUGGAUACGCUUCAAGUAAUAAAUAACUUUUUAAAAAAUACUUCCCUAAGAAAUAAAUAGUAUUUGAAGAUGACAUAGAUUAUUCACAACCAUAUAAUAUAGAGGAUGAUCAUCAUUUUUAGAGUUUCAAUAGUUUUUUUUAAAAUAAGAAGUCCAAUACAAUUCUUAAAAUUAAUUCCUCACGUAUUUGA
Paramecium primaurelia is the source of this 674-nucleotide messenger RNA. NCBI's taxonomy places the organism in Eukaryota, Ciliophora, Oligohymenophorea, Peniculida, Parameciidae. The record is from the annotation of a GenBank genome assembly.